ACAUGUAUUAGCUGUUAGGCCCUCCUUAUUCAAAUUUCCUUCAAAACUUGAGUUUUCUUACAAUUGUCAUUGCUCGGGUACCUUGAGAUCCUGUUUGAUUGCUCUGUCUGAGUAUUGUCUGUAUUGCUUUAUGUUAUCAUUAUUAUUAGCACCAUUGGUUCUCUGAAGGAAACGUCUGAUUAUCCUGGGCUUCAAUGGCAUCAGUAGACCGAGGAGGCAGUGGUUAAUAAAAAGUACCCAUUUUCUCGUGAAGAUGUCCUCCACAGAACAAGUUCCCAACUUGAAGCAAUCCCCCUCAACAGACCACCCUCCGGUGGCACCGAGCGCCAAGGUCAAGAGUAAAAAGAAGAAAAAGAAGAAAGGCAUAGCUCCGCCAUUCCAGACGUUUGAAGUUGUAACCUCGAAUGGUGAAGAUGGUGGCUACACGACACUUCGAAUGGUGACUUCCAUCGAUGUCCUGCUCGUUGACAACAACAACAACAACAACAAUAGUCACAACAAGGAGCUCUACGACUUUACAAGGCAUCCUGGUAACAUUCGCUGCCGCAAAUUUGUCAAGUUGUCCCUAUCCAAGUUGGAUGCGCUGACGACAGAGACCGCGACGAGAGAAGAUCUGGAAGAAGGGUUUGCCGAGAGAGUGGUCAAAACAACGCGAGAGCAAUUUGGCGCCCUUUUCUUGAAGAGAGUCGACCCUGCCAAUGUCAACUGUACACAAUGGGUGGAAGCUGGAAACCCUGAGAGCACACAAGAAGUAUUGCAAAUGUAUCGGAACCAAAAGGCAAAGCAGCUUCCCUCGAUCAAGACCGAACGCAUCGUCAAGACCGAGGCACCGCCACCACAACUAGAAUGGCAGCGACAGCCUCACGCCAAUGGACAUGACGAUCCAGUCUUGCAGCAACCACCACCACAGGAGUUCCCACAACCAUCACCGACGCAAAACACCCAAGAGGAUCUUCAGAAUCAGCAGGAUACCCAAACACAACAGGAUCAAUUUCCCGAACCAAUGCAAGAGGAUCCGGUGGAACAACCAAUACAUCAGGAACAACCGGCUCUCCAUCAGCAAGACAACCAAUUGCAACUUAACCAUCAUGAUGAACCCAUGGAACAGGAUCCGGUUGAGCAACCCAUGCAUCAGGAACUGCAGGAUCAACAACCAAUGUCACUAGCAGCUCUACCUGAACCGAUGGGACCUGCAUCGCCAGGGUCUGUUGCCGGUCUAGGAAUUGUACACGAGGCUCAUGUGCAGCAAGCAAUCUUUGCAGCUCGGGACACACCUUCAGGAAAGACCGACAACCCCAGUAGCGUUGCAGCAGCAACUCCCCCGCUUGGUUUGAUGACGCAGUUUCCUCCGAUUCCAAACUCGGCAGUACUAUCUCCCGGAAUGGCUUUUGUACAACAGUUACCCACUACUCCAGCCAUGCCUCCAUUGAUGGGCACUGCCCCCGAACGACAAUCCAUGACACCAGCUUGUCCCGAUUUGCCCGCUCUGCCGGGGAUGGCCAAUCCGUCUACUGUCCCUGAACAAGCUGUCGAUCCACUCGGUACCAAGCCAACAAGUCUUAAAAAGCCACCGCCAGAGCAACCAACAACGGCUCAACCAGUCAGCGACCAACCAGUUCCCGUCAAGCGAAAACGAGGUCGUCCACGAAAGGGCGAAAUCGUACCCCCGAAACCAAAGUAUGUGGGACCCAAGAGAAAGCGAGGGCGUCCUCGCAAAUAUCCAUUGCCUCCACAAAAGUUGAUUGAUCGGCCACCGGCAAAAUCAAAGGAAGCAGGCGAUGCGAACGAACUUCCAAUCACCAGAGAUGCAAGGGGACGAAAUCGUCUUGUCGCGUUGCCAAAUCCGCGAAAAGCCCCUACUGUGGCACCGCCGCCGCUAUCUCCAGGGCCAGAGGCGACUCAGGGCGAUGGAUCAUUCUUGUUAUCACCUACCUCCAAGAAAGACACGGAAUUUGACUUUAAUUUGCAUGCAUCGCCCAACUUCGUCUUUGCCGAGGAUAGUCCCAAACAAAAAAGGGGAACGCUUACCUUCAUUUCACCACCCAAGCCUGCCACAGAGUUUCCCUUCCCGUCGCCACCAGCCCCCAAAACAACCCAAUCGUCACCACAACCAGUCGACGAUCAUGGUAGUACUGCGUCGCAAGUGGAGCAAGCAAAGAAUUAUUUGAAGAUCAAAGACCCCAUUUGGUUGAGCAUGUAUGCGCAAUUGGAGGCGGCUCGGGUAACUUUGUACUCUCUAGGACACACGGACAAGUGGGUUUCUGGCAAUGUACGACAAGCCCAAAGAAUGAAACCGGACAUGCAUGGGGAUGAGCAGCCUUUGAAUCAUUGGGUCUUGGAUCAACAGGAAAUGUACCGGGAGCAUUGCGCAUGGGAGGAAGCAAAGCAUCAAGAACGAACACAGCAGAUGCUUCUCCAAUCCACCGCAGCAAAGACAGGCGGAGCGGAAGCGUCAGGAACUGCACAAGCAACGCAGGUCGAUUCAGAAGACAGCAAUGGAACCACCACAAAAAAGGCACCCGCCAAACCCAGAGGAGCUGGGUCUUCUGAAACUGUCACAGAAACAGGCACAGACGAAGCUCCCGAGAAUAGCGGCAAGGCCAAUAGCACCAAACUGGCCAUGACGAAAGAAGGCAAACAAGCUGCUACAUCCUCUGCAAAAGGCCAUGCCAAAGCAAGAAACAAGAGAAAGAAAGCACCACUAACAUGCGCCGAGAACGAACCAAGCAAACUACGUUCGUUGCGAAGUCGAAUUAGCCGUAAGCGAACGAAGCAACGACUUCCUCGUGCAGCGAAAACAAAACAAGGAUCCGAUGACGAUGAGGACGACGCCAACAAAGACGAGUCCAAUAAGAUUGCUAGCAUCGAGUCAUCUGGAACUCCAGAAGCACCGCUGGGCGACAAGGAGGCAAAUGAAUCAAACCAAAAACCCAAUGCCAAGAAUCCAACGGCAGUCGCCGAUGAAAAGGCACAGACAUCAAAUUCAGAAGCCCAGAGCACAACAGAAGUGCGCCCCCCAGCACAAGAAAACGCUACGUCUGAUACUGGAGAAAAUGGAAAGACUGGGCCGGGAGAGGGAAUCGCGGCGGAACAAACGUCAAAGCCUACUGGUGAGGAGACAAGUGUCGUGCCAACGGUGGCUCAAGGUGCCUCCAAUGCCGGCAAAGUAAACGACCCGGACGACCCCUGGGAACUCCCUCCAUUGAACCAUGCUGCGGAGUCGUUGGGAGAGCCCGAGUCGUUAGGACAGCCCGAGUCAUGCGUUCCAGACGAUAAGGUCAACAGUGAACAAAGGAUCCAAAAGAUUCGAGAAAUGCAGCGUGCGAAGAUCUUGCUGCUAGAUGACAUCCACUUUAUCUGGCAACCAGAUCAGGAACCACCAGCCGACGCACCCCAAGAAUGGAAGGAUUCAUUCUACGACUUGAGGGAAUACGUUAGAUCACGCGGCGACACUGCAGUUUCAGAUUCUGUCGAACUGGGGUCAUGGGCGCAGCUUCAGCGAAUGAAAUACCAACGAUCAAUGACAAUGAUGACUAAGACUUCAGUCGCUACUGGAGAGACGCCACCGACACAAGCACCUCCACUGUCAAGAGGGCAAAUGGCAGCACUACGUGGCAUUGGAUUCGACUGGGAUGACCUGGAAUCCAGCCAGUUUUACGUUAUGUACUUGAAACUGGUUGAAUUCAUCCAUCGAGUUGGAGAUGGUAUGGUGCCACCCCCAAUCAGGUUUUUUCGCGAAGAUGACAUUGAUGACGACGAUGUGAUGGUUGCCACCCGCGCUGACCCGAAGCUCUACUUUUGGGUGCAACGACAGAGAUAUGAACAUGUCCGCUUCUUGAGAGCAAAGGAGAUCGCAGAACAGAGAGCCGCCGGAGUUGAUGAAGACGGGCAUGCCUUAGUGCUUCAGCUGCUAGAGGAGGAAGAGCAGUCGGUGGAGCAUUCUUCAAAGCGGAGGAAGACAGCCGACGACAAUGACGAUUGUACGGUUAUAGCAGAUCUUGUUGGCACACCAGGGAAACACUUGUUGAACGGCAAUACGGGAAUGACAUCAUCGAGCAUAGACGCGGACAAAGAAAAUGAGCAAAAUGGCAAACCAAUCAAAACGAGGAAAAGACACACCAAAUCUAGGAGAGACCCGUUGUCCAAAGCGAAGGCUGGGCUCCGGAAAAACACAGUUAUUUUGCAAUCGUCAGACGCGGUGUCCACUUUGACACAGGCGCAGGUCGACCUUCUGACUAGAGCAGGCUUCAUUUGGGCCACCGACCUUUCCUUUAAUUGGAUGUAUCAAUACCGCAGAUUACAAGCUUUCUUCAUCAAAAAUGGUCACUCAAGGGCUACAAGGGCUGCCACUGACGCCAGUUUGAAACUAAAUCGUUGGUGCACGAACAUGAGGACAUUGCAUCAAAGGAGCAUCAAGGGGCUAGAGUUCGGUAUGUCGCUAGAGAAACAAAAGCUUCUUGCGAAACUCGACUUUCGGUUUGAGUUUGAAGAUAUGCCGGAGAGGGUCUCUUUUGACGAACGAUACCAGUGGCUCGUCAAGUAUAAGGAAGAGGAAGGUCACGUUAACGUACCUCAAAAGCACCCCACACUUGGCCAUUUCGUCAAGCGUUUGCGAAAAGAAUACCUGUCCUACUCUCGAGGAGAGAAAUACAUGAACCCUAGAAAAAUCCAAUUGCUCAAUGAGAUUGGAUUCAAUUGGAGUGUUCGAAACCAUCAAGGAUUCAGAAGAGCCAACAAACCCAGAUACAAGGAGGUCGAAGACGACGACUACGAUGAAGAAGACGACUUCAUGGUUGCAGAACGGUCACCUCCUCCCAAGAACGACAAAUUGCGGACUGAAAGCAUCGUCGCCAAUGCCGUGUCCAAGAAGGCAUCUUCAGUCUCUGAAAACGAGUGCAUUGGUUGUUAUGGAACCAUCAUUUUUGCCAGUGCCAAGUGCGAGUCUUGUCGUGGCGUCUAUUGCCAUAAUUGCUUCGACGAAGUCUGCACCAAUGAUCAAGAGUGCACUAAAUGCAUGGGUACCGUCAUUUCAACGUCCUAGAGCCACACAUUAGUUCUUGUCGGCCGGGGCGAGACUGGAAAUCAUACCAAAACUGAGUGCUAUUUUUUUGCCUCAACAAUCAGUUGUACAGUGGUGGUGCCCCGGUUGGACAAGUGGAUGGACGAUCAAUCCUGAAGGCAGUAAAUGAAGCUUGACCCGACUUGUCUCUUCGAAAUGGCUGGGUCUCUUCCUUUAUCUCGUCUUGGGUUCCAGUACGGUACAGGGCGAAUUUCAUGAUCGCAACCUGUGCUUUUACAAUGCCAUCUACAGUACCGUUAUGCACUACAUACGGUACCUGGUAGCACGCACCUUUAGCUAAAUGUCAAAUUUGCUUUCAAGUUUCUCCUUGUCGGGGCUCAUACUCAGUAUCCUCGUGCCACCGUGCAAUCUACUGUGGACCGGAACAGUACGAGUAGUGUAGCCCUUCGAAGGCAAGCGCAAGAACAGACUAAUAGAACUACGGCAGCUAAUUUUUAGCUACCUACCUACAUGCCCCCUGGUAGCCAUGUAGCUAGCCAGCCAGAAACAUGAAAGCAAUCUUUGCUUGCUUGCUUUCAAACACCGCUUCCCUCCUGUUGGCGCAGAGAUCAGUUGCGUGGCUGCACAGCGUGGAAGCAAACCACGCCACCUCUGCUGCACAGAGUGGAAUUGCUUCUGUGACGUGUUCAGCGUUCCGCGAAAGAAGAUCUUCGACGAGCUCGAGAGAAAGAUGAGGUUGCA
Molecule: messenger RNA, 5761 nt
Organism: Seminavis robusta
Lineage: Eukaryota; Bacillariophyta; Bacillariophyceae; Naviculales; Naviculaceae
Source: the annotation of a GenBank genome assembly